AUGCCUCUAUCUUCAGGAACAGACGUCAAGUCGGCAUUGUUCCCUCAAUUUAACGAUUUUCCCCCGGACAUCCGCCUAAUCGUAUGGGAGUAUUGUAUUCCCCUACCCAGGGUAGUUGUUUUAACUCACGAACCCAUUGAGAGACCUAUAAAUUCUACGGACGAAAUCUGGGCAUUCAGAUCACAAACUCCAGUUCCUGUUAUCUUGUUUGUCAAUCGAGAAUCUUACAAUAUCGCAACAAGAUUUUAUGGGCGCACCUUCAUAAAUGGGUACCGCGAAGGCACCCAUACUCUUGCAGAAACUUGGUUCGACUUCAAGAGGGAUAUCCUAUACCUGCCUCAGCAACAUAUAGCCGCCCAUCUAGGCGAUUUUCUCUCUGCCCUUCCACGAUCAACUCAUGGCAACCAAGAUACAGGAGGCUUUAAUAGAGUGGAGAACCUUGCAUUACCAAUCAGGUGGUUGCCCAAUCUUGCACGCACUUCGGACGGCAACAUACAUAAACCCUUGACUAGAUUACUAGGCACAUUCGGCGGUGUAAAAAAGGUUCAUCUUAUAGCUGGUCAGGAUCCCCCGCAUCCUUGUACAGAGAGUGACGUUGUUUUUCAAGAUGGAUGGCACCUUCCUUGCAGGUGUAUUGAGAUGUUUGAGUUGUCAAAAGCGCGGGAUACACCACUUUUAGCCCCAGAACCAUUUCCGCCGUACUCUGUUGCAAGGCACAUGAUGGAAAGCGAAAGUUUUAUAGUGGAUGAAAAUCUAUUAGAUAGUGAGAGGGAGAGAUGGAAUGAUGAUGUCGCAAGUCGCUCAAAGAGCUUCGCGACUAACAUUACAGAUGAACGAGAUGGACCUGACAAAAGACAUUGGGAAAUGCCUAGUUUUGAGACCAAAAUAUUGGUCAGUCGGGACUAUCAGGAGAAGUUUGAGGCUCAAAAGCUAGAAUAUCUCAGCAUGAUUGAGGAAAACGUGAAAAGGCACGAGAAUCACAAGGAAAACGAGUGCAAUUGCGGACCUGGUGCCAUAAAUCCAUUAUUGUUAUCCGGCGUCUGCACCUUCAAUCUUGCUGGAUUCCUACUUUUUAAAUCGCCCACUAUCAAAUUCUUUACAGGUGCGGCUUCCUAG
Molecule: messenger RNA, 1116 nt
Organism: Botrytis fragariae
Lineage: Eukaryota; Fungi; Ascomycota; Leotiomycetes; Helotiales; Sclerotiniaceae
Exons: 2
Coding region: 1-1116 (371 amino acids)
Source: RefSeq, a predicted model, not a curated record